ACUGGCAGUGGCGACGAAGGUUGUAGCGGCAGCAUGAAGCGGACUCCGACUGCUGCGGAACGAGAACGCGAAGCUAAGAAACUGAGGCUCCUUGAAGAGCUUGAAGACACUUGGCUUCCUUAUCUGACCCCCAAAGAUGAUGAAUUCUAUCAGCAGUGGCAGCUGAAAUACCCUAAACUCAUCCUGCGUGAAGCUGGUGGCGUCCCUGAGGAGCUCCACAGGGAGGUUCAGGAGGCCUUUGCCACGCUGCACAAGUGUGGCUGCCUGUCCCGGGACCUGGUGAGGAUCCAAGGCAAAGACCUGCUCACUCCGGUCUCUCGCAUCCUCAUCGGCAACCCAGGCUGCACCUACAAGUACCUGAACACCAGGCUCUUCACGGUGCCCUGGCCGGUGAAGGGCUCCAACAUAAAAUACCACGAGGCAGGAGUAGCUGCUGCCUGUCAGGCCCUCCUCAAGCUCAACCACUUCCUGCAGAUCAAGACCAUCCAGGCCUGGGAGGAGCUUGUGGCCAAAGAACGCGCGAACAUCGACGUCGUGCCCGUGUGCAUCGGUCCUGAUUUCCCCAGGGCUGGAAUGGGGGUUUUUGAUGGACCAGACGAAGUGGACAUUAAGAACAGAUCUGCGUACAAUGUGACUUUGCUGAAUUUCAUGGAUCCCCAGAAAAUGCCCUACCUGAAAGAGGAACCUUAUUUUGGCAUGGGGAAGAUGGCACUGAGCUGGCACCAUGAUGAGAAUCUGGUGGACAGGUCGGCGGUGGCGGUGUACAGUCACAGCUGCGAAGGCCCCGAAGAGGGAAGUGAGGAUGAUCCUCAACUGGAAGGCAGGGAUCCUGACGUUUGGCAUGUUGGUUUCAAGAUCUCCUGGGACAUAGAGACACCUGGCUUGGCAAUACCCCUUCACCAAGGAGACUGCUAUUUCAUGCUUGAUGAUCUCAAUGCCACCCACCAGCACUGUGUUUUGGCUGGUUUACCGCCUCGGUUUAGUUCCACCCACCGAGUAGCAGAGUGCUCGACGGGAACCUUGGAUUACAUCCUAAAGCGCUGCCAGUUGGCUCUGCAGAAUGUCUGUGAUGUGAAAGACAGUGGCGAUGUCUCACUGAAGUCCUUGGAGCCUGCAGUUUUGAAACAAGGAGAAGAAAUCCACAAUGAGGUCGAGUUCGAGUGGCUGAGACAGUUUUGGUUUCAAGGGAAUCGAUACGAAAAGUGUACUGACUGGUGGUGUCAGCCCAUGACUCAGCUGGAAGAAAUGUGGAGGAAGAUGGAAGGUGUGACAAAUACGGUGCUUCAUGAGGUUCGAAGAGAGGGGGUCCCCGUGGAACAAAGGAACGAAAUCUUGACUGCCAUCCUGGCCUCGCUCACCACGCGCCAGACGCUGCGGAGGGAAUGGCACGCCAGAUGCCAGUCCCGACUCGCUCGGACGUUGCCGGAGGACCAGAAGCCCGAGUGCCGGCCGUACUGGGAGAAGGACGACCCUGCGAUGCCUCUGCCGUUCGACCUCACAGACGUCGUUUCGGAGCUCAGAGCCCUGCUGCUGGAGGUCAAGCCCUAGCGGGAGCUCGGCCGCAGGUGGAGGGGGAGCAGGCGUCCGGCUCCUCUCCUCCGUCCCUGUCGUGGGCUCGUGCCGGGGCGGUGUGGGUGGCCUAAGCCUGUAGAUUGUAGAACCCGGGUCCCAGUCAGAAACAGCGAGGGAAGGGGCCCGGGAACAUGACGGUGUUUAGAGAUGGCGCAGUGUGAUACCUUCUUUGAUAUUAAACAGAACCUUACCCUGAUUUUUCCCCAUGUGGGUUUUUAAUGCGAGCCCCUCAGCUCUCAAGGCCAAGGGAGGAGACAAGGGUGAACCCAGCCUGUGACAAAACCUGGACUGCUCCCUUCUUACACCUUUACAAACACUAGAGGCAGAUGACGCCGGAGCCCCCUGGGGACAACAGAACGCAGAGGUGCCCACCCAGUUCCUGGCCGCCCUGUUCAGGCCGCUGUGGCUCCGUACAUUGAAACUUGACAUCAGUGGUAGUUGAAACCUCAGCCCCAGGGGCAGGAGCCACGUCCCAGGUGCAGAGCAGCCACGGGAGGUUUCUGAUGCUCUGGACGUGCAGACGCAGACCUUCACCUCUGGCACGGUCCUGGCGGACGCCGCAGGCAGAGCCUGAGCCAGGGCCGCUCGCUGCAGGGUAGCCUCUGCCCCUGUCCAGGAAAGACCUCCGCGAAAGCCCAGCGGCGGGCUUGAGCUCCACGCAGGGCGGGGCAGUGCUCACCGUUACAGUGAGGUUGACUUCCUCCCCUUGGGAAGUGGUCCUGGCCUAAUGAAUUUGCUCCGUGGAUUUAGCCAGCACAGCAUUUCCCCUAUAAUCCCUGAUUUGCACGUAACGACGGGCGGGAUUCAGGUUUGAGGAGCCCUGGACCCUACCCAAUGACUUUGGCACAGUAGAGAGAUGGCAUGGAGCCGAGGUCGAGACCUGGGCCUUGAUCACACCUCCCACUAGCUGUGUGACCUUUGGCACGCCACCGUGCUCAGUUCCUCCUCUGUGUAUCGGAGGUGCUGAAGGUGCCGACUCACAAGGUGAGGUUCAGUGACGUCAUUCAGCUCCGGCGGGAGCGCUAAAUAAUUUCGUUGAACAAUUUCUGAUGUGUAGUUAAGUAUCCAAGAGAUAUUGGAGUUGUUUACCUAUCAGUAAGCUGACCCUCUGGAGACACCUCCUUCCUCCUCAGUCCUUGUGACGGUUUUGUCCUAUUGCCCGGACGCGUCUCCUGCCCUUUGGUGACCCCUCUCCCAGCUGUGGCCUCCUCCCGGACUGUUCGCAGUACUUGGAAGGUGAAGAGCGUUUACGCCACGAGAGGCGCUGAGGGCCAGCCCGGCCGCUGCCAGCAGGCCCGCCCUGGUUCCAGGUGUCGUUCAUCCGCAGGGAGCUCAGCCGGACACGCCAGGCAAAGCAGCCAGGGAUUCCCGAUCUGGGGGCGGGUGUCUCCGACCCUGGGUGAACCCCUGCCUCCUGGAGCCCCGAUGUCCUCCUUCAAGGAGACGAAGCCCCGCCUCGCAGGGCUUGUGGCUGCGUCAUCUGGGCGGGGCACAGAGAAGUCGCAGCCGGGCACCCGGGGCCAUCUCGCCUGGUGUUUUAUUUAGGCCUCACUGUGUUGGUUCUUUGUUAUAUUUCAAAAGGGUCGAUAUUUGAAGAACUGGGAGAUUUCUUAUAAAAUAAAAAUGUGUGCUGUCUCUGUCGGACUCAGGAGAUCUUGCAGCCCGGGGUGGCAGGGAGCUGGGUGUCUUCUUGCUUGUAGGUGGCGCACGAGCCCUCCAUGGCCCCUGGGCUCCUGGUGUCAUUUGUCAUAAAGCUGACUCGCUCCCCAAACCUGCUUGCUUGCACCCCUGUAGUAGCAAUAAAUGAUGUUCAGUGCUCACCCCCA
Molecule: messenger RNA, 3398 nt
Organism: Molossus molossus (Pallas's mastiff bat)
Lineage: Eukaryota; Metazoa; Chordata; Mammalia; Chiroptera; Molossidae
Gene: FTO
Product: FTO alpha-ketoglutarate dependent dioxygenase
Exons: 9
Coding region: 34-1548 (504 amino acids)
Biological process (GO): regulation of multicellular organism growth; DNA alkylation repair; RNA repair
Molecular function (GO): mRNA N6-methyladenosine dioxygenase activity; broad specificity oxidative DNA demethylase activity; ferrous iron binding
Source: RefSeq, a predicted model, not a curated record